Messenger RNA from Microthlaspi erraticum, 1185 nucleotides. The record is from the annotation of a GenBank genome assembly. Lineage: Eukaryota; Viridiplantae; Streptophyta; Magnoliopsida; Brassicales; Brassicaceae.
AUGAUGAUGGCCUUGUCUCCGUCGUCUCCUCCAUGUCUGAGUAAUCUCUCUUUAUCGCCUUCUCCUCAUCCCUUUUCUCGGCAAAGCGACAUCCUCGUUCCUCGCUUACGGCCUUUAGUAUUCGCUGGCUUCCGCAGACAUCAGCUGCCAAGGCCGAGCGCGCUCAGGGAAUGGCGGGAGUACGACGACGCUGUCAAGAGAAAAGAUCUCGCCGGAGCUCUCAGAUUCCUCAAAUCCAUCGAAACCGAUGAAGUGCGCGACGUUCCGAUAAGGGCGGAUCAGUUAAGCGUUUUGGGAGCACUUGAAUUGGAGAGGGAUUGGCAGGUUUUAGAUGCGUGUUUGAAUGCAGAUGAUAUGAGACUUGUUGGGAGUGCGUUUAGGUUUCUCAGGGAGAGAGGUCUAUUGCCCAACUUUGGCAAAUUGAGCAGUAUUGUUUUGGAGGGCGCAAGAGAGGUCACACCUACUCUUCUCAAGUCUGCAACUGGCUUGGAAGUGACUAAACUUGCACCCAAGAAGUGGGGUCUUUCCGGUGGCUCUAGCCUUGCUCUGGCUGCUUUUCUGGGUGGAAUCUCCUAUCUUCUUUCUCAGGAGAUUGAUCUGCGCCCAAACCUUGCUGUUAUUUUGGGUCUAGCUUUUGUGGAUUCCAUUCUUCUUGGUGGUACUUGUUUAGCCCAAAUAUCAUGCUACUGGCCUCCACACAAGCGUAGAAUCAUAGUUCAUGAAGCGGGUCAUCUUCUUGUCGCAUACCUCAUGGGCUGCCCAAUCCGUGGUGUGAUAUUGGAUCCGAUCGUUGCCAUGCAAGUGGGGGUUCAAGGCCAGGCUGGAACUCAGUUCUGGGAUCAAAAGAUGGAGAGUGAGAUUGCCGAGGGGCGACUUAGCGGUAGCUCAUUUGAUAGGUAUAGCAUGGUACUUUUUGCUGGUAUUGCAGCUGAAGCGCUAGUUUAUGGUGAGGCUGAAGGAGGGGAGAAUGAUGAAAAUCUCUUCAGGAGCAUCUCAGUCCUUCUGGAACCACCGUUAUCCGUGGCUCAGAUGUCGAAUCAAGCCAGGUGGUCCCUUCUACAAUCUUACAAUCUGCUCAAGUGGCACAAGGCGGCACAUCGGGCCGCUGUAGAAGCUCUCCAAGUGGGAAGUCCUCUUAGCAUUGUGAUAAGAAGGAUUGAGGAAGCCAUGUCUCCAAGCAGAUGA